AUGGAAAACCAACACAGCACACAGUCGGAACUACGCCAUUCCUUCGUCCCCAACUUCGCUCCGAUUUCCCGGGAAGACCGUAUGAUGUCCCCCGCCGGCAAUUCAGUUCAUCCGACUCCGGUGCACCCCCAAUAUCUGCACCAGCCGCGGCAGCAGCAGCAACAAAGCAGCUUACCAGGCACCCCACAGCACUCUUCGGCCCACCACAGUGCCUCGAGUUCUCCAUAUCAUUCCUCGUUCCCCAUGAAUAGGAUCAACACCUCCACCGAACAGCAGCAGCAGCAGCAACAGCAGCAGCAGCAUCCGAGCCCAGCUCCAUACCCGCACUCUAUGCCGCCCUCUAGAAACUCUUCACACCCCGCCUCCGGACCUUCUGGUGGUGGGUACCUGGACCCUACGACGUAUCUUAACAUGAGCGAUGUCAUGGGCAUGGGAAUGGAACCGCUACCGAUGGGUGGUACCAUGGGUGGUAAUAUGGAUAUGGACCUGAGCAUCCUCUCGGCGGAGGAGCACGGGGAUCUAAAGAUUUUAGAAGAGCGGGAGAGAAUGCGACGGAUGCAGGCCUCCCAACACGAGUACCAGAUGGGUGGACGCAGAGGGGACGAUCUAAAGGGACGAAGCGCCGGCGUGGGACGAGGGCGGAAGAGGGCUGGCAGUGAUGAUAGCGGUCAUGAUCCUACCCCGGUUGCCAGAGGUGGUCCUGGCGGAAGCAGUAAUAGGAAGCAGAGAGGUCGGCCGAGAUUGGAUACGAAGGAUGAGAAUGCUGCAGAUCGUCGGCGUACUCAGAUCAGGCUCGCUCAACGAGCUUACCGUCUUCGCAAGGAGACUACGAUAUCGUCUUUACGGAAUCGAGUCAAUGAGCUAGAGACUGCUAUUGACGGGAUGCAGACUACGUUUCUGGAGCUACACGACUCGGCCAUGAGCUGUCUGAGCAAGAACCCAGAUGUCUCCAGUGCCGGCUUUGGUAGCAACCUCAAGCAACUCACCGAGAAGUUCCUCGGACUAGCCAAGGAAGCACUCGGGAGCUCCGAGGGUGCGGAGACCGGCGACGAGGAUGCAGAAGGUGAGAGUAUAAACGAGGAUGACGGCAAUGGCAAUGCUAGGUCCAAACGACGGCGCAGUAGAGACGAUGGGAGCCCUGGGUCUGGCGGUGGGGGUGGGGGUAUGCAGGCUAGUGGUGGAAGCGGUUCUGUGCCUAGUUUUGGAGGUUACCAAGUCAGCUAUUCUAGAGAAAAUGGUAACAGCCGUGGCUCAAGAAGUUCCUACGAUAACAAUGGGAACAGCCAAAACCGUAGUGCAGGGGCAGGAGCAGAGGCAGCAGGUAGUGGAGCUAGCGGCAGAAGCAAUACUAUGACUACAAGUUCUUCCUUUUCGUUGGGUUCCUACAAUCGAGAGCAUGGGCUGUACUCACCUAGCUCUUCAGAAAGUGCAUAUAUGGGUGGUCUUUUACAAUCCUCUUCUUCCACAUCUUCUGCAAUGCUUGAUCCAGCACCAAGUACCACAUACAAACAGGACAUUCCAGCCGGGCUAGAGUCAUUCAGUUACUCUUUCCAUGAGACAAACUUCUCCCGCCGCCUGCACCGUGCUGGACUUGAAUACGCACACCUGAUGCUUACUUCUCCCAACGCUGACCAAUAUGAGGUUGCCAGACUAUUCGCUUACACCUUUUGCUAUACAUCCAGGGAGGAUGCAUUGGAAUGUAUCACAAAGCUACUACAGAUUGGCCCCAAGGACAGUCUGGACCUCAGUGAACACCCCGAGAUCCGACCGCUUCCGAGAAAGCCUCUGGAUUACACGGAAUCAAUGCAGAGUUACGAAGCGGAGCGAGCUGGCAGACAAGUACAAGAGCCCAGGAAUAGGGAAGAGUUCAAUAUGCGCGAGGAAGCAAACAAGAUGCUCAUCAAGCUCGGAAUACACCAGAAAUAUCUUAGGCCAGACGAGGUAGAACAAUACAUCACCAAUCUGGGGAUCCUAACAUCAACUACCGCGGCAGCCGAUACAUUGAACAACGCCGGCGCCGACUUGAUGGAGAUGGAGAAGCCCCCCCAGACGCCUCCCGCUCGGACGGCGAACGCGAACCAGACGCAGGGCGGUCUCACUUCCGCUACCGUGAUGUCAUUGGACUAUUUCCAGCCACAGGCGAUGAGAACCCCUGAGGACCAGGUCAACUAUCAAGUGAGACAGUUCGAGAAGAAUCAUUCUUCGCCUGCGGGUGCCAAUGAGAUUGAUAACGAAGCAUCCAUCAAGGUUCUUGAGGGUGUGAAGAAGCAGGUGGACCUAGACAUGUUUAUUAAACAAUUGAUUCCACGUGGUGUGUGCCUGGGACGGUUCCCUGGAUUCAAAAAAUCGGAUGUCGAAGCAGCAAUCUCCCUCGCUACUGUGGCACCAGUGUACUAA
Molecule: messenger RNA, 2397 nt
Organism: Morchella importuna
Lineage: Eukaryota; Fungi; Ascomycota; Pezizomycetes; Pezizales; Morchellaceae
Exons: 4
Coding region: 1-2397 (798 amino acids)
Biological process (GO): regulation of DNA-templated transcription
Molecular function (GO): DNA-binding transcription factor activity
Source: RefSeq, a predicted model, not a curated record